AUGGCGGCCAAGUCGAGUACGGACGAAGAGCAGGCUAUGCUGGCGAACAUGGACGUGAGCCUAUCCGACGCCGAGAUGCAGGAGAAUCGUGAUCGGUUCGUGACACCUGCGUUUAUCUUGCUAGCUUGGGAGCCGGUCCACCCUGAUUCCAGGAAGCUCGAGAACAUUGUCAUCAAGUACUCAUACUGCCAUGGCUCCGCGACCACAAGCAAGACACAGACCAUCAGGAAGGCAUCGGCGCUUGCCUGCCUCUGUAACACGGCCUACAUGUUCAGGGCUGAGCUCCAUACUGUCGUCAAGUGGAAGGGAAAGCCUCUGGCUAUCAUGCCCAGCGAGCCUGGCAAGAGGAUGUUCACCACCUUCGUCAACGGGAUGUCACUCCCUGUGGGACGUGUCAGGAUUCUUGAGACUGGCGACAUUAUCUCCUGUUAUGAGUUGGAUCAGCCUGAGGCCGACUUUGACAGUAUCCUCGCUAGCACUUCGUUCGACAACGAUGGCGAUGGCCCUGGGGGGAAGAAGCUCACCAAGUCGAUCCUCCAUGUACUCGCGAUCAUGGCGAUGAUUGCCAUUGUGAUCAUCUUCGUCGUAGUCGUUCUAGGCGCAGUUGUCAUUGCUAUACUCAACCUCAUCAUGCCGCAAGCAUUCUCCUUCAGCAACCUCGUCCGUUUCUUUCGGCACAAUGCGUAG
Lasiodiplodia theobromae is the source of this 687-nucleotide messenger RNA. Its product is annotated as Steroid alpha reductase family protein. The transcript has 2 exons. Bases 1 to 687 code for a protein of 228 amino acids. The record is from RefSeq and is a predicted model, not a curated record. Lineage: Eukaryota; Fungi; Ascomycota; Dothideomycetes; Botryosphaeriales; Botryosphaeriaceae.